UGAUAAAAAGUAAAAUAAGUGCUAUUCUAUUCCUUAAAUAGUGAUUGUGUAUCUCGAGCGAUUCUUAUCUUUUUGUGUUUCAUUCCUGAGAGAAAUGGAAGAUGAAGCGGUGGUUUUGGACUACUGGGCAAGUCCAUUUGGAGCAAGGGUAAGAAUUGCCCUAGCCGAGAAGGGAAUUAGCUACACCCACAAAUUUGAAAACCUGGCCAACAAAUCUCCUCUCCUUGUUGAAAUGAACCCAGUGCAUCAGAAAAUCCCAGUUCUUAUCCAUGGUGGCAAACCUAUUUGUGAAUCAGACAUCAUCAUCCAGUAUAUUGAUGAAAUCUGGAAGAACAAUUCUCCUCUGCUGCCCUCAGAUCAUUACCAUAGAGCAAAGGCAAGAUUCUUGGUUGACUUCAUCAACACCAAGAUAUAUGAUUCCAGCAAGAAGAUUUGGAUGGGAUCAGCAGAAGAUCAAGAGUGUGGGAAGAUGGAGCUAAUUGAGUGGUCCAAAGUGUUAGAGAAAGAGCUGGGAGACAAGCCUUACUUGGGGGGAGAGGAUUUUGGAUUUGCAGAUAUUGCAUUUGUACCAUUCUACAACUGGUUUAUUGUUUUCAAGACAUUUGCCAAUUUCAACAUUGAAGAAGAUUGCCCCAAACUGGUAGAUUGGGGCAAAAGAUGCAUGAGGAGGGACACUGUAUCCAAAUCUCUUCCAGAUCCACAACAAGUCUAUGAAGCUUACUUGGAAUUUAAGGAUAGGCUAGGAAACACAAAUUAGGUUAGUUUUUU
Ipomoea triloba (trilobed morning glory) is the source of this 768-nucleotide messenger RNA. RefSeq names its product glutathione S-transferase 3-like. The record is from RefSeq and is a predicted model, not a curated record. The transcript is spliced from 2 exons. Gene Ontology annotation, cellular component: cytoplasm. NCBI's taxonomy places the organism in Eukaryota, Viridiplantae, Streptophyta, Magnoliopsida, Solanales, Convolvulaceae. The coding region runs from base 95 to 757 and encodes 220 amino acids. Gene Ontology annotation, biological process: glutathione metabolic process. Gene Ontology annotation, molecular function: glutathione transferase activity.